AUGGCAAAUAACCUUACACGUACUUUUCUUGUCAGUUCAAGAGUCGUACAAACAAGUUUUGUACGUACACUUGCUACUGGACAAGGAAAAAGUCCUAUGGAUUAUGUAAAACAAGGUGUUGACCAACUUAGUCAAGCAGCUGAAAAAGUCAAAGAAGCUGCUAGCAAUGCUACAUCAACUGUUGUUGGUGCUGUUACUGGUGAUUAUAAUACUAGUAAAUUAAUAAAUAAAAAAGUUGAAGAUGCUAAAAUACAUGGUAAUCGAGCUGCUGAUAAUUUUCGAAAUGCAGCUGACGAAGCACAACGUCGUUCUGGAUAUGAAACGACAAGCAGCGGUUCAUCACGUUCCGAUAAUUUCACGAGUGGUCAGACAACCACUGAUAAAAUUAAAGACAAAGCAAAUGAAUAUGUUCAACAAGCAAAAUCAACAGCUAAUGCAGCUAGUUCAACGGCUAAAAGUUAUGCUAAUCAAGCUGCUAAUAAAGCUCGUGAAGUUGCUGAUGAUGUUGCCAGUUCUACUAAAAAUGCAGCUAAUAGAGCAUCUGAAUGGGUGAAAGAGACCAAAGAUGAGCUAUCAUCAGAUUCUAAACGUAAUGCUGAUGCAGCUAUUAAUAAAGCUCGCGAUACAAUUAAAAGUGGUGCAGAUAGUGUCAAAUCAGGUGCUAAUAAAGUUGCUAGUGAAGCCAAAAGGUCCUUUGCAUGUUAAUAUUCUUUUUGAAAUUAACUAUUUUUCUCGUAUUUCUUUAUUUCAGUAAACAAGAACGAAGUUGAUCAUUGUUAAUUAUUUUUCAUAUCGUUCUAUGACUUCUUCACAAAUAUAGUCAAGCAAUCAUUAGAAACAAUCGUAUAUAUUGUCCUA
Molecule: messenger RNA, 858 nt
Organism: Rotaria sp. Silwood2
Lineage: Eukaryota; Metazoa; Rotifera; Eurotatoria; Philodinida; Philodinidae
Source: the annotation of a GenBank genome assembly